Messenger RNA from Pocillopora verrucosa, 1584 nucleotides. RefSeq names its product histamine H2 receptor. Lineage: Eukaryota; Metazoa; Cnidaria; Anthozoa; Scleractinia; Pocilloporidae. Gene Ontology annotation, cellular component: dendrite; plasma membrane. The record is from RefSeq and is a predicted model, not a curated record. Gene Ontology annotation, biological process: G protein-coupled receptor signaling pathway, coupled to cyclic nucleotide second messenger; chemical synaptic transmission. Gene Ontology annotation, molecular function: G protein-coupled serotonin receptor activity; neurotransmitter receptor activity.
CGAACUCAGGACGAACAGUAUUUUGAGGCCGUAAGAAAGGAAAAUUCCAUUUGAUUCUAUCCACUCCGGCUCGUCCAACUUCACAAGAGGACUUUCCAUCAAUUGGCAUAAAAAAGUCCAAGAAAUUAUGUUAAGUUGACUACGAAAACUCCAGCCGACACCCUGACAGAUGCAAAAGUGAGAAAGACUCUCAGGAGAUAAGAGUGUUGUAUUUACCCAGCUGUCGGAUCACAUUUAAACGCACUUCUACAACACAGAGGCCCUAAUUUGAAUAUACGCGGUUCUUUCAACAAAUCAAACUUACAGCGCAAAGUACAGAACCUGAAGCAACAGUCCAUGAAAUUCGACACAGGAUAAUACUAUGGGCAACGAUACAGAACAUAACCACAAAUCUUGGGACGAAAAGAAAGCGGAAUUACAUGUGAUACUCCUUUGCUCCGUGGUUUUAAUUCUGGCCGCUAUAAUUGUAGCCGGAAAUUCUCUGGUGAUUGCUUCAGUUAUUUCCAACAGAAGACUUCAGAGUAAGACAAGCGCGUUCAUCACAAGUCUCGCGGUUUGUGAUCUCAUCAUAGGUCUGGUGUUAAUGCCACUUAUUGUGGUCUCAAACACUCUAGGCCCUGCUGUACAAAACGGGUUGGAUUACUGUCAUGUUACUAUCUCUGUAGCCAUAAUGCUUAUGUUUAACUCGGUGGCAAAUCUCGGUGCAGUGACCUUCGAUCGCUUCUUGGCCGUGGUGGUUCCUUUACGCUACAAAUCAAUUAUGACGAAAAGGGUUAUAGUACCAAUCAUCGCCUUUGUAUGGAUUUUUUCGACAGUUUUUGGAUUCAUACCUUUCAUGGGUUGGCGUACUGUUGUGAAACCUAAGCCAGGCUCGGGGCUUUUUUGUCAAGUUCCACUGAAUCUUGCGCCUGGUUAUAUCAUUACAGUUUGUGUCGUAGGAUUUCUUCCUUCCAUCUUCGUACUGGUAGCGUAUCUCAAAAUCUUUCAGACUGCUUACCUUCACGAAGUAAGGAUUGCAGCAGCUAUUAACAGCGUUCUUCGCAACCAAACCGAACUCAAACUAAAUAUGAUUAAGGAGAUGAAGGCUGCUAAAAUGGUAGCGCUCGUUCUUGGCGCGUUCAUAAUUUCGUGGGCUCCUCUGUAUAUUAUCAUGAUUGUUGACAUCGCCAUGAAAAAUGCUGUGAACUCGUAUAUUUACGCGGGAGGAGUAAUUUUCGCUACGCUAAACUCAGCACUGAAUCCUGUUAUUUAUGCAUCUAUGAAUUCUGAAUUUCGAGACACAUUUAGAGCGUUAAUUCAAUGCCAGAAUGUGAAUGCGAACAGAAUUGCUCCAGGGCCAAGUUAAGAUUGCAGAGUAAACAUCCAAAACCUCACAAUUUUUAGCUUCGGUUACUUUACAUUCUAAUGAUGAACUUCCUAUCUCUGGUUAAUCAUUUUUUGUCAGUAUGCAUGACCACAGAAAUAGGGAUAAAGAACUAUUCGAAUCAACAUAUUUUUAAACAGAGUAGAAGUAUUUUCAAUUUUCCCAUGCAUUUUAUGCAAUACGAAUUUCAACUUUUAUUUUAAGACCAACUUAAUAAAUGA